Molecule: messenger RNA, 2562 nt
Organism: Pollicipes pollicipes
Lineage: Eukaryota; Metazoa; Arthropoda; Thecostraca; Pollicipedomorpha; Pollicipedidae
Exons: 10
Coding region: 122-1912 (596 amino acids)
Source: RefSeq, a predicted model, not a curated record
CGGCCGGCUGGGCCUUUCCGCCCUGCUGGCGGCCGCCGAGACGGCGCCCACCGGCAGCAAUAUCUACCUGGUGACAGAUCGGGCGCCGGGCGACACCGCCUACCACCUGCCGGCGCUGCAGAUGCUGGCCGACACUGAGUCCCGGGUGAACCUGAUUCUCACCAACGGCGCCGGACUUCCGAACGUGUUCGGUCCGGCACCGGUGCCCGGCACCGGCCCCCUCGGCCAAGCCGACCGGCGAGGCCUGUUCCUGGACCCGCUGGAGCUGUACAGGAACGUCACCAGGUCGUCCGGGGGAAUCCUGGUCGAUGCCGACAAGGCUGGAGCGGCGGAUGUGCUGCAGAUGCUGGAUCUGGCGGCCAACAACUCAAAGGCCACCAUCCUGCUGGCGUACGACGUCGGCUUCCCCACCUUCUCCUACACGUUCGCCGUGGACCAGACGGUGUCGCAGCUGGAGGUGGUGCUGACCGGGGCGGUGACCUCGGCCCAGCUGGCCUCGCCGCGCGGCGCCCGGUUUGACCUGCUGCUGCCGCCGUCGGCUGCCGAGGACGCCCGGCCGUCGGCCGCCCUCGUACGAGCCGUCAUCAGCUCUGCCAGUCUGCACGUGCUGCAGCUGGACGAGCCGGUGGGAGGCGACUGGAGGCUAGAUCUGGCCAGUCCGGACCUCUACUACCCGGCCCACGUCGCCGUCAGAGCUGUCACAAACCUGGACAUCCGGGCCUCGGUGGUGGUCCUGGCAGACCAGGGAGUCACACAUCCGGGAAUGCAGGUGGCCCGCGGCAAACUCGUUACAGGCAACCAGGGUGGCCCGCCGCCUCACGUGCUGCUCCAGCUGGUCAGCACCGACGACCAGCCGUUCCGUGACGUGGACGAGGUGCGGCUGACGGACCUGGCCGGCGCGGCGAUCGCCGACCUGCCGUACGACAUGGCGCCCCGCUGGGACGCCUACCUGCCGCUGCCGGCCGCGCUGCUCGGCCUGCCGGCCAAACUGCGGGUGAAGGGUCGGGCCCGCGACGGGAGCCGGUGGGAGCGCGAGGCCCUGCUGCGCGUCACCACCUCGGCCGUGACCUUGACCGCGGUGCGACCCGAGGUGGGCGCGGCUCGUCCCGGAGAAACCGGAAAUAUCGAGUUUGUGCUGACCAACGAGCUGCAGCAGCCUCGCACGCUCCAGCUGCACGCCACCGACGACAUGGGGUAUGUGCAAUCGCUGAGCGACACGGAGUUGGUGCUGCCGCCGCGCCAGAGCCGGCUGGUGACGCUACGGUACUACGUGCCGCCCGAGGCGCGGCCCGGAGACGCGGCCACUGUCCAGCUCUCCGCAAUGGUGUCCACGCUCGAGGACGGGGCGGCCGCUCAUCAGACGCUCACCGUGCUCGGGCAGGAGGAGGACUCAUCCGCUCCGACCUGCACCGUUCAGCCGGGGGCGGACGUGGACUGCGGCGAUUAUCUGACCGAGGACGACUGCGAGGAACGCCUCUGGUCCGUUGACAUUGUGGCUUCCGACUCCGGAGCAGGCAUUCACGAGGUGCACGUGUUUCCGCGGAACGUCGGCCAGCUGACCACGGACAGCUUCGUGGUGGGCAUCCAGCAGAUGCAGGCUACGUACCGGGCCUCGUGCUGCCACCCCAAGGCCAACAUCACGGUGGUGGACCGACUGGGCAACAUUGGCACAUGUGUCAUGGACCUGGGCAACGUCUCCUUCGGACCGCUGCUGGGAUCCGCCGGGCUGGUCCUGGCGAUCCUGAUCCCGAUUCUGAUUCUGAUCCUGCUCAUCGUGGCGCUCAUCUUCUGCCUGGUGCGGCGCCGCAAGCACAGCAAGUCGACCGACCUGCCGACGGUGGAUCAGCAGCGGCGUCAGGAGCGGCACCGCCAGCUGGCCGAGGGGGCCGACCAGCCCUCCGGCCAGACGUGAGCCGCGCCGGGCCCGGACUCCGGUGUGGGCGCCGUCAGGAGGCGCUGGACUCGGCCGGACGGGCGGGUGUCACCCGGACCAGGCGACUGCCGCCGGUCACACGCUAAGAAAUUACGUGCUUCGAGUCCGGAAGGUGUCAGUUGUUUUUGUCAACAGCCCCAGGGUUGCUGUCGUUUCGGGAUGACUUCGCUGUGUUUGCAUACUUCGCGGGACGUGGCUGUAACAGCCAUACGAAUGUUCAUGUUCUGGAGGGUUUAGGAAACGGUACAUGCUCGAAUUUCUAUGUUCUUAAUAUGACCUGGCUCUUGUUCCACGGUACCGGCAUCAACACGCCCUUACUUUCACAACAUCGACACCAACUGCCUUUUGAGGUUGAGCAUGUCCGGUCAUAACUAGUCAAAGGAUGUCACCGGAAUAUGUCAACCAAUCCAUCGUCUUACAACGCUGUCGCUUUUCAUAAUGAGCCAUUGCGGUACGAGCUCAAUUAUUUACCUACAUUAUUAAAUUAUCACACUAUGGCGCCUCCAAGGAUAUGACCGCCGCAAUGAUCGUCUUCUGAAUCAUUUAGGUGUCUUGAUGCUUAUUAGUUGAUUACGAAACGUGUCGCUAGUCACUGAAUGUUCCUGAUAUUUGUAUCAAUACAUGGUGUU